Messenger RNA from Capsaspora owczarzaki ATCC 30864, 3681 nucleotides. RefSeq lists its product as hypothetical. The transcript is spliced from 5 exons. NCBI's taxonomy places the organism in Eukaryota, Filasterea, Ministeriida, Capsasporidae. The record is from RefSeq and is a predicted model, not a curated record. Bases 1 to 3681 code for a protein of 1226 amino acids.
AUGUCGACAGGGCCUGGACGGCUCGCCGCUGCCACAGAGCAUGCCCCUGUGGCAGCAUCGUCAUCCUCGCCGUUAUUAUCAGACGAUGACGCUAAUCAAGAGACAUACGAAGACAUGGGCGAACCGAGCACGGAAACCUCCUCAGAGCCCGGCGACCCAGCAAACAUCACUGCGUCGGAUCUCUCUCGACUGGGUAUUGAGACGGUGCCCAACGAAGAUGGUGGAUUUACGCUGACGUUUAGUUUGGCUUCUGCAGUGGAGCCCGAUUCUGCCUGCGCUGAACACGGAACGAUCGCGCAGGCCUCGCGAUCGUCGUCCGCAACAACCCCUCCUCCGUCUGCGACGCCCUCGUCAGCUUGCACCUGCUCCGCAAAGGGAGCCUCUGCUACGAGCUUUCAGCAGCACAUUGAGGCACUCGCUGCUCUCACAGCUGCCUCCCGGACAGGAUCCUCGGCAUCGUUUGUGGUCAGCGGCAAGGACACGGAUUUCUUUCCCUUCUUGAAGGAUAUUCCGCACCCAGUCCAGGCAGAUCCGGCCAACGCAUACGUACAGAUUCACAUUGACUUCGACACGGAAUCCCGAAAGGUAGCCAUCUCGACGACGCCGGUCAGCUCGGCAGUUGCCUUCGCCCCCAGCCGAAUCGAUCGCUCGUACAAGCCUGCAACCAGCUUCUUGCAGAGCUUGGAGACGCUGCGGCAGGAUGUGCAACCCAUGUCCAGCGCGGCCGUGUCCGCCGCCUCCCUCGUGAGCUCUGUUUUGCAGCCGGUGCCCGCGCCGGGUGCCGUGCCGAUUGCGCUUUCCAGCAGCAUUCCCAAGCCCCCCACGGUGCCGCUUGUAUCAGCACAACGCCUGUCCACUGCUGCGGCAAAGUCGCUCUUUGCUAGCGGGGUGUCCGCCGAGCCGUUGGCGCGAAAACCACUUCCCACCAGCGCCACACCCUCGCCCGCGCAAGCACGAGCAACCUCCACCAUUCCAUCCUUUGAAGCUCCGCUUUCUCCGGAAGAAGGCGACCAGCGCGGGCGCGAGCAGCAAGACAACACAACUCGAGCAGCAGACGCAGACCGGGCUCGCACUGCACGACAGCCUCGUACUCACACUGUGCACGGUCCAAUUGUGUGUGCCAUGUGCAGCACGCAAAAUCUCGAGUCGUCCCUCGUCGAAAGCAACCAGUUUGCUCAGAAUGCGUGGGCACGCGCUUUUGGCCCAGGUCCGGAUUGCGUUGCCCCGCAUCCUCCAGCGUCGCCCCUGUGCUUGCUGGCCCCGACUCUCCUCCCUGGCAAAGCGUCUGCUUGCGUUGUUUUGGCGUGGGAUUUGAUACAGUUUCCCGUUUAUUUUUGCCUGCCUUGUCGGUCGGCCGAUGGUGCUCAGACGCUCGCUCGCUACUGGGUUCACACGGCGUUGACCUGGAAUCCGUCGGAGGGUGCGGAACCAGAAGCUUCCACCUCUGAAAGUUUAGCAAGCACACAAUCAUCCAGCCCACCACCUGACCCCGCGCUGCUGGCAACGUCGCAAUUGAAACAACGACCGUCCAGGUUUGGUGGACCAGCCAGCGAACCUCUCCCGCCACCGGCAGAUGCCUCGAUGCGCAAGAAGCGCGUGCAAUCCACCGCCUCGACCUCCACAACCGUCGUUUCCGGUGGCGCAGCCCUGUCGCAAGGAGCCGGCCAAAAGCCAUCCGCUCCUUCACCACACGACCGAUUGCACCAUUCGGGAUCUGGCAAGUUGGCGCAUUCGGUUGGUGCAGCGCCAGACCUCGACGAGGAGAACGAGAUGGCCACAUGCCGAAAGUUGUUUGACAUUUUCUUCCACAGCGAUCUGUCCUUCAGCCGCCGACUACAUUGCGGAUCCAUGCCAAAUGCCAUAACAGCUGCUGGUAGUCUCGUGCAAGCAGUCAUGUCCGCUACAUCGCGAGCACGAGAUGCAAGCGAAGACAAGUCCGGAGACGACGCGGCAGCAGACGCUCCGUCAAGUGUCCCAACUCACGCGAAUGCCUCUGCUGGUGAAGAACCAACGCCUGCCCUCAAAAAGUCCAUGAUGGCAGAACCGACGUCGCAGACAUCGGCGACAGCUGCCUCCAAGACACCCACCAAAACUUCCUCAGCCUCUGCUGCGCCGUCGCCAUCUGCUUCUUCUUCCUCCUCUUCUGCCUCGUCAGGGCGACAGCGAGAUCGUCGAGGCCUUGGCUUGCACCAAGCUUGGACGGAUGCCAUGCGCGUCAUCUUUGCCGAUCCGGACGGCGAUCCAUUCGGCUUUGGCAUCAUUGACUGCGCCGAGCUCCGAGAUAAAUCCGCGACUGCCAGCUUUGCGGACGUCGAAACCAUGCUUCAACGCAUGUUCCGUGAGAUGACUCGCUUCUUGGUGGAUCGGCGCAACGCGUUGGGCAUGGUGAUUGCGGAAAGUCAAGAUAUUGAUCGGCCGUACGACAAGACGAUGCAAUUCCCAAGUUGUGAAUUUCUCGUUGUGCUACUGAACGCAUUUGUCGACUUGUCGGUUUGUAUUUCGCGCAUCGAGAUGGUCGUGCAGUGCAUGCAUCCCAAAAUGCACAUGCACAUCGACGAAUUUCUGGCGUGGAAUGCGUGCGACUGGCAACUAUUGCUGUACUCGGCGUUUGUCCAGAUUGUCUUUGGUGAUCGCACCGUCCAGCCAUAUCUCAAGCAGGUUCGCGCCGUGCUAGAGCGCACUGUUAUGACUGAUUUUGCGAGCGACAAGGGUCAUCUGCUGAUGGCUUACAUGCGCUUCCAGAGACUCAUGAGCAGCCUGCUCAGCAAUCGUACUGGACCCUCGGCGGAACGCUACGAGCAUCAGCUCUCGCGACACUGGUUUUUCAAGAUGGCUGCAUUGGCCGGUGAUCUCCGACCCUUUGUGUACAUGGUUGCCGAGCAGAUUCAGCAGGAUGUCGUUCUACCCAGCGCAGCGGCUCCGCGGGUCAUUGGCAUGACUGCGUUGUCGCACGAGCUGAUGAAACUCGUGCACAAACUGGUUCAGGAAGGGUGUGUGUUCUCGCUUCCCCUUCAUGCCAUUCCACUGGUUGAGUUUACCAACAGCAGCGGCUCCAACGCCAGUCCACCAGAGGCGAAUUCGUCCGACAGUGCGGCACCCAAAGCAACGACCGCGAAUGCAUCGCCAGAUCAACCAGGGAAGCCCGCUCACGCACCGCACCAAAUGUCCUUUGACGAAGCGAGCGAAUUGCUGUCCGAGUUUGUCGAUUCGUUUGAAAGCCCCGUGCAGUCAUUCUUCUCGGACGAGUCAUCGCAACCGUAUGCAGCCGAUCUGCACCGCCUCUUCCCCAAGUUUGUGUUGGAGGAAGGCAAGGUGCCUCCGACCUCUGUUGCUCGAAACACGACGGCUGCGGUGCGUGAAGCCAUCGCUGCAGCAGAGCAGCUGCUCGGCGCCCGUCAGCGAAUGACCACUGCGAUGGUAAAUCGCGCCGCCAAGGAGACGAAUCCAACGCUGCGCGCAUCGAUUCUUCGUAGCACCCAUGCCAACAUGUUUGAUACGCCGUGGAACCUGUGCAAGUGCAUUUCAUGCAUCUUGGCGUAUGGUUCCCCGACCGUCUUUGUCGAACAGGGCAUUCUGCGCUGCCCAACGCACUUUGCCUCGCUGCCUCCCCGGCACGAGCUCUUGCAGGAGAUGCGGGCCGCUCGCUUCACGGAUGCUUCACGCGAUCCCAUGCCAACGUAA